Messenger RNA from Leptopilina heterotoma, 1625 nucleotides. RefSeq names its product tRNA-dihydrouridine(20) synthase [NAD(P)+]-like (gene Dus2). Gene Ontology annotation, cellular component: cytoplasm. Gene Ontology annotation, biological process: tRNA dihydrouridine synthesis. Bases 129 to 1502 code for a protein of 457 amino acids. The transcript has 4 exons. NCBI's taxonomy places the organism in Eukaryota, Metazoa, Arthropoda, Insecta, Hymenoptera, Figitidae. The record is from RefSeq and is a predicted model, not a curated record. Gene Ontology annotation, molecular function: flavin adenine dinucleotide binding; tRNA dihydrouridine synthase activity; tRNA binding.
CUGAACUCAACACGAUAACACAUGUGCCAAAAUUGACGUUUGAAAAAGUACUCUUUUAAUUUGUUUAUUGCAAAUAAUAUAGUUAAUUGUUGAUAAUUAGUACAAUUAAUUUUGACACUUUGUAGAAAAUGGAAACAAAUGAUAGAUUAAAUUAUGAAAAUAAAGUGAUAUUAGCACCUAUGGUUAGAAUUGGAACUCUUCCCAUGCGUCUACUUGCUCUAGAAUACGGUGCUGAUAUUGUUUACACCGAAGAAUUAAUUGAUUGGAAAUUAAUUCGAUCAGUUAGACGAGAAAAUGAUGUUCUGGGCACUGUGGAUUUUAUUGACAAAACAGAUGGAACUGUCGUUUUUCGCACAAGUCCCCGUGAAAAGAAACACGUUGUUCUUCAAAUUGGAACAUGUGACGCAAGUCGAGCAUUAAAAGUUGGACAAAUGGUCGAAAAUGACAUUGCGGGAAUUGACGUCAACAUGGGCUGUCCAAAAAGAUUCUCAAUUUUGGGAGGAAUGGGCGCUGCUCUUCUAGAAAAGCCCGACAAGGCAAAAGAAAUACUUGAAACUUUAGUCACUGGUCUCAAAAUUCCGGUGACUUGUAAAAUACGUGUUUUGCCGACAUUAGAAAAAACCCUCGAACUUUGUGAUAUUCUUGCAUCAACUGGAAUAUCGGCAAUCACCGUUCAUGGACGAACAAGAGACGAGAGACCUCAACAUCCAAAUCGAAAUAAUAUUUUGCAAAAAAUCGCUCAACAUCUCUCAAUUCCAGUAAUUGCAAACGGUGGUUCAAGAGAUAUUGAAAAAAGAUCUGAUAUAUUUAAAUUUAAGGAAGAAACUGGUUGCAGCAGUGUUAUGAUUGCCAGAGCCGGCGAAUGGAAUUGUUCAAUAUUUAGAAAAGAUGGUUUACUGCCAAUGGAGGAAAUAAUCACAACUUAUUUGAAACUUGCUGUCGAUUAUGAUAAUGCACCGACUAAUACAAAAUAUUGCAUUCAAAAUAUUCUUCGAGAUCUUCAAGAGUCGCCGCUUGGGAAAAAGUUUUUGGAGACUCAAACUCUCGAGCAAAUUUGUGGAGUAUGGGAUAUGGAUGACUACUGUAGACAAAAGUCGAAAGAAUACCGAGAAAAAGGAUUAAUGGGACGAUUUCAAGUCGUCCCCGAAUCUAUUGCAAUAAAGACAAACUCUAAUGGUUUAUAUAAAAGGAAAUUUGAAGAUGAUGUAACUUUACUGCAGUGUGCAUUUAUAAGAAACAAUUAUUCCAACGAUAUAGACCUGCCGAAGACAAAGUUAUUAAAAUGGGUGAAGGAAAAUAGGAAGAAAAUGCCAGCCUAUGAAACGCAACAUGCAGAUAAACUUUUCCGUUCCAUCGUCACUGUUGAUGGCAGAAAAUAUGGAUCAUCUUUUUGGGAAAAGAAUAAAAAAUUUGCUGAACAAGGAGCAGCUUUAGUAUGCCUGUCCUCAUUGGGCCUUAUCGAUCAUGAAACUUUAACAAGAAAUGGAAAUAUUCUUGCGUGAUAUUUACAUUUUCUUUGGAAAAUAUUAAAAUUCAUAUAUUUUCUACUCUGAGAUUAAAAAAUGUAUAUGAACGAAAUAUUACAUUGUAAAUAUAACUGUAUAAUAUAAAGUAAAAAAUUCUAA